UUCAAAGGAUUCGCGAAAACAAUUCUAUAAAAUCUAACAAUAAACAAUAAGCUAAAAAGAGAGCGCAGGCAUUCAGCAAAGUCCGUGUCUGUGUCUCAAAAUAUAGUCAGCAGCCCACCUAGGCUAGACCGUAUUCAGUGCACCAUAGGCGCCUUCCGAGAGCCAUGAUAACUUCCCGAAGGGCUGGAUCUUGGACGAAGGGGGUGGUGGUGAAGAAACAAGAGAGGAGAAGCUGAAUCUGGCUAACACUGUGUGAAGUAGCGUCGGAAGAGUUCACGUUAGGAAGUUCAACACACCGCUGAACAUUCUGUGAAUUCACGAAUAUCACGAUUUGCUGACUCUAUAUUUGUACAUGGAUGCAUUUAGGAUGGUCCAUCCAAGAAUGCCUGUUUUGACGAGCCAGCAUUGAUUAUACCACAAAUGGACCUUGACUGAAGUGCCUUCACCUUCUUCACUUCAACAGAGAAGAAACCAUUUCCACUCAAGUACCGGCAUAAAGGUUUUGCAGAAUGUGUCAUGUCAUAGUCACAUGCCGAUCUAUGUUAUGGACCUUGAUGAGCAUUGUGGUGGCAUUUGGUGAGCUGGUGGCAUUUAUGAGUGCUGAUUGGCUCGUGGGAUAUUCAGAUGGCUCAGAAACCAACUUCACUCUUACCACAUCACUCCGCACCAAUCAGCGAACCCUGGGUAUUUUUAACCGCUGCCUCAAGGUGGCAAACCAAAAGGUUGUCCAAUGUGGGCCCUAUGCCACAGACUUCAUGGAAAUAGCUAGUGGCUUUUGGCAAGCCACAGUUAUAUUUCUGGCCAUUGGGAUCUUUCUCCUGUGCAUAGUGGGCAUCCUUUCGGUCUUCAGCAUGUGUUUCCAAAGUAUUUUAAAGAAGAGCAUAUUCAACGUGUGUGGCCUGCUUCAAGGCAUAGCAGGUCUUUUCCUCAUUCUUGGUCUGAUGCUCUAUCCUGCAGGCUGGGGAUCUAGGAAGGUGGUUGACUACUGCGGUCAGGAUGCUUCCCCAUAUAAAGUGGGCCUUUGUUCUCUGGGCUGGGCCUUUUACACAGCCAUAGGAGGCACUGUGCUCACGUUUAUCUGUGCUAUGUUUUCAGCUCAGGCUGAGAUCGCCACCUCCAGUGACAAGGUGCAGGAUGAAAUCGAAGAGGGACGGAGCCUCAUUUGUGUGUUGUGAAAAUAAGCCAUUAAAACUCUUGAGAAUAUGUCUCCCAUGUUUACUGCUUGAAAUGACUAUUGUAUUAAUGUGAGUGUAGUUCUUUGGACAUUAUAUUGUUUUCUAGACUAAAGACCUAAGAAAUGUACUUGCUUUUUAAAUUGUAUCUUAUGGCAAAUUAGCAUUUUCUGCAUUAUAAAAUGCAUGCAUCUCAAAUGUUUUGCUAUUAAAUGAAUUUUAAAACAAAUUAAUACAUUAUAUCAGUAUUUUGUCUUUAAACUUGUAAGUGUUGUUAUUUGGACUUUACAAUAAUGGAUACAACCAGUGGAUUUUCCACUUGUAAUGUCAAUGUUUGCUAUCAUGUAAGGGUGUUUUUUUUUUUUUUACUACAGUAUACUGAACAGAAAUAUUGUACUUUGACAUAUAAUACUAAAAUAGAUUUAAAAAAAAUACAUUUCUCACUUUUUUUUUCUGAAUGAUUUUAAAAAUGUGUCUAGUUCAGCGGUUCUUAUUUUGUUACAUUAACAUGUUACAUUGUUUAUUAAUAAAGCAUUUUAUUGUAAAAGCUGUACUUUACAUAAACUUAAUAGAAAUACAUAAUUCCAAUUAUUGCUUUAGUUUUAGCUUGGACUUUUUAUUGCUAAACAAAGGAGUUUUGCCAAAGAUUACAUUUCAUAUUCAGAUUAAUCCGUGCACUGUGCAUUUUUUUACCUUUGGAUAUCCCAGAUUGUCUGGGUUUAUCACACUUGUUUAGUAUUUUCUUUAUGGUGGAGUUUUGAAGUCUGACAUCCGUCAAUGCAUGAAAUUUCUGCAGGACUGUAAUCACUUGUUUUUAUGAACCUGAUUGCAUUUUUCUGUUCAAAUCAUGCAUUCCUUACAGUUCUGUAGGUGACGUCUGUUAAUGUUACAUUAAUGUGUUCAAU
Molecule: messenger RNA, 2077 nt
Organism: Xyrauchen texanus (razorback sucker)
Lineage: Eukaryota; Metazoa; Chordata; Actinopteri; Cypriniformes; Catostomidae
Product: LHFPL tetraspan subfamily member 2a protein-like
Exons: 4
Coding region: 510-1175 (221 amino acids)
Cellular component (GO): membrane
Source: RefSeq, a predicted model, not a curated record